Molecule: messenger RNA, 2605 nt
Organism: Strongylocentrotus purpuratus (purple sea urchin)
Lineage: Eukaryota; Metazoa; Echinodermata; Echinoidea; Camarodonta; Strongylocentrotidae
Product: actin-15B
Exons: 5
Coding region: 358-1518 (386 amino acids)
Source: RefSeq, a predicted model, not a curated record
GAGAGAGGAGAAAGAAAGAGAGAGAGAGAGAGAGAGAGAAUGGGUGGGGGAGGUGUAAAUUCCUGCAUUUUUUCAAUAUUUUUUUUCCAACUAUCACACCAUCUUUAAAAUGGUAGGUCUGGAAAAAUACUACACCCGAAAGAUCGAAUGCCGUCAAUUAAAUAAAACAGUAUUCACGUACCGUGUACUCGUCUAUGACAACGCAACCUAUGACAAACGAUGCUAAAAGCUGAACGCUACGAGGAAUUCUUACUUUAUUUUGGAAUGCACCAGAGUUAUCUGUGGAUUCGAGUUCAAUAAACGCUUUGGAUUCUACCAGAAAGGAUACAUCAUUACAGAGACACCUUCGACACCGACAUGGCUUCAGUCGACGAAUAUGCGCAUGAUAAGGAACCCAUGGUCAUUGAUCACGGAUCGUUUGAAAUACAAGCGGGGUUCGCCGAAGAAGACUGUCCUCGGACCGUCUUCCAAUCCAUCGUCGGAAGACCCCGGCACCAAGAGGUGUUAGAUGAUCUGACUACUAAGCUCAACUUUCGGGAUAGCUAUGUCGGGGAGGAGGCACAGAACAGGCGGGGAGUGCUUACCCUUACCUACCCGAUCGAACGAGGUAUUAUCGCCAAAUGGGAUGAUAUGGAAGCCGUUUGGAGUCAUACAUUUUCUGAAAUAAAGUUCAACCCACAGGACGAGGGAGCUGUGCUGUCACAAAUACCCAACAAUCCAAAGCCAAACAAGGAGAAAAUGGCUGAGAUAUUUUUUGAGAAGUUCCAAAGCCCUGGGAUCUGUCUAGCGAAUCAGGCUGCUCUUGCCCUCUUUUCUUUGGGUAAGACGUGCGGACUCAUCGUGGAUUCUGGACAUGGCGUCACCCAUGUAGUGCCGAUCCAUCCAGAGAACCCCCUCCCUCCUACUACUCUUCAAAUGGACCUUGCUGGCGGGGACUUGGACGAAGCUUUGUUCUCUCAUCUUGUUGACGAACAUAAAUACAACGGUAGACUAACGGACCUCCGUGUCGUCAAGGAAAAGCUUUGUUACGUCGCGCUCGAUCCUGACAACGAAAGCCAGGCCCGUACACCACCGAUGUACUCUUCCGAUCAGAACACCUACGAGCUCCCCAGUGGCGAGACGAUCACCGUCGACCCCGCAGAGCGCUAUGGAAUCCCUGAAGCUCUCUUCAAUCCAAGCAUCAUCAAGAAAGACUUCUUUGGUAUUCACGAGAUGGCCUACAACAGCAUCAGUGGCCUUCAGACCGAUGUCCGCGAGGACCUUCUUAGGUUGGUCUACCUAGUAGGAGGUUCUACGCUGUUUCCGGGAUUUAAGGAGAGAAUGAAGCGGGAGCUGACUGCCUUAGCUCCUCCCUCCAUGAAGGUCUCUAUCGUUGCAACCCCUGACAGGAAAUAUUCCGUCUGGAUCGGAGGUUCCAUCUUUGCUUCAAGAAAUCCUGACUAUAUUGAAACGCAUUGGAUUAAGAAACAGGAGUAUGAGGAGAUCGGACCCGAUGUGGUCCAUCGGAAGUACCUAUAGGUUGUAUCCGCGGAUGCUACUCCGCGAUCUGUGUUCUAUAUCUACAAACCCUGGCUAUUUUCGCGGCAAUCUGAAUUUGAAUGUGUAUAUCAUGCUCACCUAAUAAUUAUGUUUCAAAACAACCUAGGCUUAUUACGAUGACACAAUUCAGUCGGGGUCGGGUUUUCCGAAAAUAGAUUUAUACUGACGUUACUGACUUUAAGCAGAUUACUUUGAAAAUGCCUUGUUUGUCUACCAUUUAAUAUGUUUUGCAUAAUAUAUGGGAGACGUUUUAUCGUGAAGAAGAAAACAAUCUUCACAGAAAGUUUUUAGAAUGUCUUAUGUGACAUGGUUUAUAUAGAUACUUGACUUGCAAGUUUUAUUCUGUUUAUUUUUAAAGGUACAUGUCGUUGGCCCGAAGGUUCACGAUUCCAAAAUACCCAUGUUUUUUUUUUUUUUUAGGAAUUAUGAACCUAUAAGUUUGUAGAAAAAAGAGUGCUAUCCUUCUUUUUAUAUGUCUGUGUAUGUAUUGAAAAAGGUAAUGAAUAAGUAAAUAAUGGUAAAUGAUCAUAAGGCUUUAUUUACAUAGGGUAGCCACGUUAGUGCUAAUAAUGCUCUUCCAAAGGGCCCUGUAAUUACCCCCCCCCCCACCCCCACCACUUAUAAAUAUUAUGAACCCAUCUUGUACAUCGGGUCAAGAGGGAGAAAAUAAUGUGGGCAGAAUAGAAUAUUCAAGGAUGUAAGCAACCGGCAAAGUUCGAACCGAGGACCUUUCAUAAUUAUGAGAGUCAAAAGACAUCACCAAUAUACCGUGGUGCCCCCCCCCCAAUCAUUGGGAGACUAGAUAGAUUUGCAUUUAACAUAAGUAAAACUAAUUAAUACAAAUGGAUGAUGUCUCAUUAUCAUUUUGAUAAAUACUAUUAAUCCAUACCUAUACGAAAAGGAAAUAAAUAAAUAAUCUAAAACGUCAAACGGAUGAACCCUUCCAAAACACGAAACCAUUCCUUAAAUUUCAAUUUUGCUCUAUUAUCAAUGUCAUCAUUCUGUGUAUUCCUGUUUGAUUGGAACGUAUGAACGUGUACUUAUUCAUGAAGUUUAUUUCUUGUUA